AUGGAGAAAAUGCAAAAAGCGAAUUUGUUCAAAGAUGAAACUGAAAAGGCCAUUGUCCAUUUUGUGGUAUAUCUUAUAGGCAUAUUACUGAUACUAUGUAUUUAUUAUAAUUAUAUAAUUUUAAAAUAUUACUUUUAUUCCUUAUUUUGGGCAUUUAUUGUUUCAAUCCCAUUACACCAUAUUAAAGAGAAGUUAUCAGAAUUUAUUAAAGAACAAAUUAUAAAAAGAAAAAAUAAAGCAAAGACAUUAAGCUCAAGGAAUAAAUAUUAUUGGGAAUCCGCUUUAAAUGAUAGUGAUAAAAAGUUAAAAAAAAUAAAUAUAAACUUAAACAAUGUGAAAAAUAGUACUAAUUGGAGUAACAUAUUCUUUUCAAAGGAUGUAGAUAAACAACAAAUAAGCACAUUAUAUGACAAUGUCAAAUAUGGAAUUACAGAAAUAAAUAAAGAUGACAGUUCAAGUGAUAAAAAUACAUUAAGCACUGACACAAAAAAAGAUAUAAUUUCUCAAUAUGAAGAACAAGGAAAACAAAACACCUUAAUUGGUAGAAUAAAAUUUUUUUUUUACAAUAUUAUAAGUAAUAUAAGAAAAGAAUUAGAUAUAUAUCAUAAUGUAUUUUUUUUAAUUGUUAAGCCUAUAUGGAAAGAAAAAAAAAGUGACAAUAUUAAUAGUAGUUUUGAAAAUUAUGAAAGUAGGAAUGGUAGUGAAAUAUAUUUUUUAAUUUUACACAGGCUAGCAUUUUUUUAUAUUUUAAAAAGAAUAUUUCAGAAAUAUAACGAAUUUUUAUUUUCAAUUGCCUUUUUUAUUAUUUUCUUUUUUUUUAUUUAUAAAAUUAUAAAAAAAAUAUGGCUAAAAUAUUUUUAUAAUAUAUAUAUAAGACAGUAUGAUAAGUUGGUUAGUAAAAUAUCUCUAGAUUACACAUAUAUAUACAAGCACUAUAUGAAUAGUAUAUUAACAAUAUUGAUUAUUAUAUUUUCAAUAUUCAUUUUUUCGUCUAUAUCAUGCUUUUUUAUUUUCAAUUUAUAUCGAGAAUCUGUAUUUAUAAUCAAUUCGAUUAAUAAUUAUAUAUCCUCAAAUUUUAAAAGUGCAUCCAUAAUUCAAACCUUUAGAGAAUAUUAUAAACAGCGUGGAAAAAAUGAUAUUGAAAGUUUGUACGAGCUAGCCAAUAUUACCAAAUUGCCAUUUUUAAAUAAUAGCACAAUAUCCUUUAUAUCUUCCCAUUUAAAAAGAGCUAUAGAAAUAUAUGAAAAUGUUUAUUCUUACAAUUUUAUUAAACGAAAAGGGAUAGCAUUACAAAGUUCUUGCAUGCUGCUUUUUAUCGAAAGGUUUACUAACAUCAGGGAAAACAAUCUUUUAAGUUUUAAGAAAUAUGCAAUUUUUUUAAAUGAAUAUAUUAAAAAAAAAAUAUAUGAACAAGACAGCACAGAUUUUGAUUUAAGCAACUGUUUAAUCAAUGAACAAAAAAAUAGUAAUUUUUUUUAUAAAUUCAAAAAGUUGAUUCAAGGAUUAUCUAAAUUAUUAUUUUUUUCAAAUGAUAAUAAAAUAUCACCUAAUGAAAUAGAAGAUCAAUCAGAAGAUGCCCCAUUAGACGAUGAAAAUUAUAGUGGGCAUAGUAUUUUUAAGACAGUUUUCGAAAGUGUAUUGUUUGAAGAAAAUAUGAACGUUCAGAAAAAAAUCGAAAGGGAAAUAAAUAGUUCAGAAGAUAAAACAUUUUUAGAUCAAUCAAAUGAAUUAAAUGAAGAAAACAAAGUAAAAGAAGAAAAUACAACAAAUGAAUUGAAUGAUGAAACAAAUAAAGAAAAUUCGGAAGAUACUGAAACAACAAAAAGUGAUAUAGAUUUAGAUGAAAAUGGAGAUCAAACUGCAAACACAAAUAAACGUGAUAAAGAUGAAAAUAAUAAAACUAUUCAAAACUCUACAAAAGAUUAUGAUGAUGAAUCAAACAAUAAUAACAAUUUUAAGUUUAAAGAUUUUGCAAGUUAUACAAAUAAUAUAUUUUCUUCAUUAAAAAAAAUAGAAGAUAUUGGAAAAUUAACAAAAUAUAUUAUAUUUAAUAAUAGCUAUGGGUUAUUAAAAAUUAUGAUAUUUUUUGUAUUAAUUUUUUUAAAUUUUUUUAUGUUUACUUUUGACGCAAUUAUUCAAGCAAUGAUAUUUUUUACAGCCUUAUAUUAUUUAAUAUUAUCAAAAAAAUCCUUAUUAAAUUAUUUAAAAGAUUUAUUAUUAGUAGUUGAUCCGUCAAGUAUCUUUUUUUAUAAUAUAACAAAAAGUUUAAAAGCUAUAAUUAUAUGUACAUUAAAAAGAAUAUAUUUUUAUACAAUGUAUAUAUGGUUAAUAUUUUCAUUUUUCCAAUUUCCGAUUAUUUAUGUACCGACAUUAAUGUGUAUGAUCUUAUCCCUUAUACCAGUUAUAUCACCAGAAAUUCUUAUAUUAAUAAUAGUUAUACAUUUAUGGAUUAUACAAAAGCAAAAGAUUAUAUCUAUUAUAUUAUUUAUUGUGAAUUUUUUUAUAUAUUUAUAUUUUACUACUACUAUAUAUACAGAAAUACCCUAUAUACAUGCAUGGCUUGUUUCUUUAUCCCUUUUUCUUUCAAUCACAACCUUUGGAUCAAAGGGAGUUAUAUUGGGCCCAUUUAUUGCGUCUAUUCCUCUUAUUAUACAUCAAAUUGCAAUAACCCAAAACAAUGCAGCAAUUAUUAGAAGUCUUCGAAGCAAAGAAAUGAAAAAACAAAAAUUAAAACAAAAGUUGAAACAAAAACAAAUACGAAAACUCAAAGAAAAACCAAAGAAAAAAUUGAAACAAAAAAAAAAACAGCAAAGUACUGUUAAUAAUAAAAUAGAUAAAAGAGGAAAAUAUAAUGAAACUAAAAAAAGUUAUAAAGUAUCUUCUGAAACAUUUAAAAUUUCAAAAAAUUGUUCUCAAAGUUCUAGACUUCAAUUGAAAAGUAAUACAACUACCAAAUCUCGAAAAGAAAAAACCUUAGAUAAAGGAUUAAGUAUUGAUGAUUCAUUAUUAUUUGGUAAUGGAAAUAAAACAAACCCUCUUAUGAAACUUAAUUAUGGUGAAAAAAUUUCUCAUAGUGGAAUAUUUGGACAUUAUAAAGAAAAUGAUGGUGGUACAUUUAAAAAUGAUGGAAAUAAAAAAAAAAUAGAUAAAAAAAAAGCAUUUUUAUGGAAAGGUAAAUUAAAUAAAUUGUAUAAAAUUAUUGAAAUAAAUGCUGAUACAUAUAGUAAAUUUUUCCAAGAAAAUACAGAACAAAAUUUAUCCAAAAAAAUUAAUUCAAAUUCUGUAAAUAAAAAAAAAAGUGUUAUUCACAAAAGUUAUGAGCAUUGCUCAUAUGAUCAUAUAGUCAAUAAUGAUGAUGAAACUAAUAAGUUAGCUCUUUAUAUUUACAAACGUGAUAAACAAAAAAAAAAAAUAAAACAAAAUAAAAAAGCGACAAAAAAUAAUCUACAUUUAUUAUCAAAAAAAAUUAAUAAACAUAAAAUAAUCUCAAAAAAUUCAUUACAAAAAACAAAAGAUUUAGUAAAUAUUUAUAGUAAGUUUCAAAAUAAUUUACAGCAUUUUUUUUCCUACAUAACUAAUGAUACAUAA
Molecule: messenger RNA, 3588 nt
Organism: Plasmodium vinckei vinckei
Lineage: Eukaryota; Apicomplexa; Aconoidasida; Haemosporida; Plasmodiidae
Product: conserved Plasmodium protein, unknown function
Exons: 3
Coding region: 1-3588 (1195 amino acids)
Source: RefSeq, a predicted model, not a curated record